Molecule: messenger RNA, 1995 nt
Organism: Penicilliopsis zonata CBS 506.65
Lineage: Eukaryota; Fungi; Ascomycota; Eurotiomycetes; Eurotiales; Aspergillaceae
Exons: 3
Coding region: 1-1920 (639 amino acids)
Biological process (GO): regulation of DNA-templated transcription; DNA-templated transcription
Molecular function (GO): DNA binding; DNA-binding transcription factor activity, RNA polymerase II-specific; zinc ion binding
Source: RefSeq, a predicted model, not a curated record
AUGCAGCAACCCAACGCCUGCAUCCGCUGCGCUUCUAGAAAAGUCAGAUGCGACAGACAUGAACCCUGUCGCACCUGUGCCCGCUCGGGUCUUGAAUGCGUGUAUCGCGUUGUGCCGCCGAGGCAGCGCAGAGAGGACGCCCUCUCGACUAAACUGAGACGGUACGAGGAGCUCCUGCGGGAAGCAGGGGUGAAUAUCGACUCAGAUUCGAUAACUGGUACCCGUGGCAUUGACGAUCCCAAUGACCAAGGCCGAGAUGGAGAUGGAGAGAAUGAAUCUGGGGGUCUGGUGGAGGAAGAGAGCGGAAAGAAGUACUACGAGAAUAAUCUACUCCUGGAGUUUGGUCAGAAGGUUAUACCGUUCAUUUAUCUAUCAAUUUUAUUUCUUGCUGGAUACAAUCGAAGUCAAACAGGAGAAGAUCUGCCCUCGCAGCUGCUCUUGGGCAGCUCCCCUGUGCCCACCGCCAUAUCUAUAGAUGCCUCCAUGGCGAAGACGCUAUGGACUGUUUUCUGCGAGAAUGUCAAUCCCCUGAUCAAGAUAAUUCACGUCCCGACGGGGUCAUCUCUGCUGGAGGAAGUGCUCGCAGGCGACACCCCCGUGCGACCUGCCCGAGACGCCCUGUUCUACUCUAUCUACGCCUGUGCGGUGAUGUCGAUGGCCGAGGAUGAAUGUGCGGCUCUUUUCCACAGGGAGAGGGGAGCAGUGUUGGAUGAGAUGAUGGCAGCAGCUAAACGGGCCUUGCUCGAGGCGUCUUUUAUGCAGUCGCUGGAGCUGAUGGUCCUCCAGGCAUUUGUUCUUUUUUUGACAGCACUGCAGACAUGCACUGAAUCCUCGGCCUUCUGGUCACUGCUUGGCGUCGCUAUUCGGCGCGCGCAGACACUAGGUCUACAUCGAGACGGCACCCGACUGGGUCUCUCGCUGUUUGAGACGGAGAUGCGUCGCCGACUCUGGUGGUACCUCGUCAGUUUGGACGUGCGGGCGACAGAGGUGGCGGGCGCGGGCGCAGGCAGCUCGAUCCUCUCGCAGCCGUGGGAUACGCAGGUGCCGCUGAACGUCGACGACGACUCCUUACACCUCGGUAUGACGGGGGAGGACUUUCCCGAGUCUCGGAGCGGCCUGACAGAGAUGAGCUUCGUUCUCUUCCGCUGCGAGACGGUGCGGUUCCUGCGACUGGCGGAGAACCGUAGCCUGCCACUGGGAGGAGCACCGCCUCGCCGCGGCGCACAGAUCGCCCUGCUGGGAGACCGCAUAGCCGACUUUGAAAACCGGCUCGAGGAACGCUUCCUGCGAUUCUGCGACCCGGUGGUGCCCCUACAUGCCUUGCUGAACGUGACGGCGCGUGCGACGGUGGCUAAACUCCAGCGGAUUGCAGCCAUGUUCCGCUCAGACCAGCAGCAGCAGCAGCGGCAACAAGCAUCUAAUGACCACCGCGCGGAGAAUCUAGAGCAGACGUAUGCGUUUGGAGUGAGGAUGCUAGAAUACGACCACCUGGUUCUUUCCAAUCGCGCCACGCAGAGGUUCGGCUGGUACACGCGCACGCAGUUCGCCUGGGGUGCGGCCAUCGGCCUGCUCGAAUGGCUCCGGCUCUCGACAAAGAAGGACCCCGGCGCCGACGUCGCCGUCUGGGGCCCGUGUGAAGAGUCUGCAUGGCAGCAUAUCGAGCAACUGUACGAUCAUCACCCGGAGUACUUGCAGCCUCAGCAGCACAGCGCGCUCCCCCGGACGGUCAACAAUCUUGCAGUGCGGGUGUGGAACGGGGGACCCCAGCGCUGGCCACCGCCUGCAUUUAUUGAGGCAAUUAAGUCGGUUGGUUCUAGAUGUAGUACUGGCGAGGGGAAUGAAAACAACCUUGCUUUCCUUUCUGACUCGGCGCAGCUCUGGGAUGGCAACUUCUCUUGGGAUAUCGACACAUGGAUUUGAGUACAGUCAGGGUAUAGAAGAGCAAUGAGGAGUUAAGAAUAGAUAUAAUUGUAACUACAUAAAUAUUAAUCAUCG